AUGAAGCGAGCAUGUGAAUUUGACGAUGUGGAAAGCGGUAGAUAUCGAGAAGGUGCCAUACAGACUUGGGUAGCGGUGGGCGAGUGUUCGCUCGCACUAGGGUUGAUUAUGGCGGCUAAGCAAAGUUUCGAAAAUGCCAUGAAACACGAUCCCCUGAACAGCCGGGCGCUAGUGGGAUUCGCUUCCUCAUUGAGAAUGGAGGACGGAAAGACGAAGAAUAGACAGCAGAUCAAAAAAGGAUCGGGGAGUCGAGAGGCGGCUGAUAGGUUGACCAUGGCAUUAGAAAAGUACCCACACGUCACUCAUACAGCAGAGGUGAUGCGGGAGUUGGGAGAAUGUUAUUUAGCAAUGGGGAUGGUAGAACAAGCACAUCUGGCGGUACAGCGAGGCCUCCAGGCUGAAGAAACCCACAUUGGAUUGUGGUUGCUUAAUGGACAAGUUUUGCAUCAGGCAGGCCAUGGACCGCAAGCGAUAGAUGGGUUGAGACGGUGCUUAAGUCUCUUACCUCGGUCGUUGGAAAAAUGCUCUCGGGAUGAUAUCAAUAUUGCCAGAAUGGCACACACGGAGUUGGCGACUAUUGCAACAAUCGAUGGUAAUAUCGAAGGUGCUGUUGCUGAGUUGGUGACAGCGUUGUCGUUACCGCCACCGCUGUUGGAGAACAUAGACGAACAUAUAUCAUUGUGGUGUGCGUUAGCCACAGCAAGAGAGCGGGCCAAUGAUUUAGUGGGGGCCUUACAAACUUGUAAGGAGGCAGAGACAGUGGUAGGUAACUCACCCAGAAUCAUGUUGAUUCAUUCCUACUUAAUUCUCAGCAUGGACGAUAGCUAUGCACACACGGCUAUUGACUUGUUGGAAACGUUUGUCAAAUCGGAGGGUGAACAUGCGCAGGCAAACGAUGAGGGUGAUUUUUUGCCUUGGUAUCUCAUGGGAAAGGCAUACUCGAAAUUGGAUUCGCCUAGAGCGGCAUACGAUUCAUACCAAGUAGCAUUCAGACGGGCACCCAAGUCUCCGAUACCAUGGUUAGCGAUUGGUAAAUUAUAUUUGCAGUUGAAUCAAUUACCAGACACUUUAGCGGCUUAUUCGCAAGCAUUAAGAUUGCAGGUCGACGAAAAAUCGCCUGCCACCGCCACUGCAUGGGAUGGUCUCAGCUGUGUUUAUGAGAGGUCAAAUGGCCAGUUGAUGGAUGCAGCAGAUGCUUGUAAUCGUGCAGCAGCUUGCUUUAGGCUUGCGGGCGAUGCUGAUAGUGCUCACUUCUUCGAGGAUAGAACUAGACAAUUGCAAAUGGCGGCAAAUAGAGAGGGCCCGGUACCUCCAUUGCGAGAUGCCCCCGAUGUUCCAAACUCAUUAUUACGCGAGCUUGUUGCUAUGUCACCUUCCGAAAGAAUUGCCUUCGUUCAAGGUGCUGAGAUAUCACACACCAAUCAACCGCCUCUGCAAAAUGACAAUUCCCCUAUUACUCAACAGCAAAGACUGCAAACCCCAACGAAUGGCUCUGUGAGAACACCUCAACCACAUCCACAGCAGCCCGUAGCACCACAACAUUAUCAAGUACAACAGCCAUAUAAACAAUUGCAUGAGAAUUCCCCAAGACAAAAUAUAGCGCCCCCUCAUCAAAUGUGGUCCCCAAAUCAACAGCCACCUCAACAGAGACAGUAUGUUCCUAACAUCCCACCUCCUUCUAUGGCCAAUCCGAAUCAUUAUCCGCAUUACUUUUAUCAACAACCUCACACAAAUGGACUUCCUCCUGGGGCAAUCCCUGCUCGUAAUCCUCAGAUGUUACAAAGAUCACCCUUGAACAAUCCUCAGAUGAUUCGCAAUGAUCUUCCACAGCAAAUGGGUCCUAAUAUGGGCCCAGGUCAACCACCUCCACCACCGCCACCAGGCUACGCAUAUGGUCAGUAUGUACCGAUGCAAGGAACCAUGCCUUACCCACCUCCAGCAAACAACUGGGGUAAAUGA
Debaryomyces fabryi is the source of this 1959-nucleotide messenger RNA. RefSeq names its product Tcc1p (gene TCC1). Gene Ontology annotation, molecular function: RNA polymerase II cis-regulatory region sequence-specific DNA binding; protein binding; chromatin DNA binding. Gene Ontology annotation, biological process: regulation of gene expression. The record is from RefSeq and is a predicted model, not a curated record. Lineage: Eukaryota; Fungi; Ascomycota; Pichiomycetes; Serinales; Debaryomycetaceae. The transcript has a single exon. The coding region runs from base 1 to 1959 and encodes 652 amino acids.